AUGACAGACGAAAGCUUAGUACCUUUUCACUGGAAUCGAAGGAGAUUGCCUCGGAAACAGAGUCAGCAUGAAUGUUCCAGUAAAGCCAAUCGACAGCUGGUCAAGAGGAAUCGGCCAUCGUCUUCUGGUGGAACCGACCUUCGAAUCUCUUCACGCAACACUUCCACUCGAAAUGGAAUUAUGAAACAAGAGAUUCCUGGAAACCCAACUUUUCUUCGCAGACUUUCAUUUGCUGUAAAGGAGCAUAAAGAAGAGAUUCAAAGGUCGAUCUCGCCAGAAGACGACGGCUGA
Molecule: messenger RNA, 291 nt
Organism: Protopolystoma xenopodis
Lineage: Eukaryota; Metazoa; Platyhelminthes; Monogenea; Polystomatidea; Polystomatidae
Source: the annotation of a GenBank genome assembly